AUGAGCACUAAAUUCAAGGAAAUAAAUUUAAUGGUCGGAGAUAAUAUGGUAUUUUGUCGUCCUCAUCGUCGUGAGACUUGUCCCGAGUGCGAUUUGGAUUUUAGUUCGUUAAAUUCUCUUCACAAAAGCCUUUUAGAAAUAAAUGGAAACAUUCCUCCGCCGAACGCUGUAGAUGAAGGUUUAAUAAGAGAAGUUUUGAGAAUAAGAGAAGAAGGAAACAAACAUUUUAAAGCACAAAACUAUCACGAAGCAAUUAAAUUAUAUACGAUGGCAAUCGAAUUAGCAUUUAAGAGACCAGUGUGGGAGCCGCAUGAGAUAACAGCGCGAGAUGUUUCACUCUGUUUAUCCAAUAGAUCUGCCGCUUAUAUGGGAAUUAAUUCUUGGGUAAAUGCUUACGUUGACGCAGAGUGGGGAAUUAGUAUUAGACCUGAAUAUGUAAAAGGGUAUUUUAGAAAAGGCAAGGCCUUAAUGGCGAUGGGAAGAUACGAAGAGGCAAUAAUGGCAUUUGAAAGUGGCUUAGAACUUUCGCCGAAAGAUAAAAGUUUAGAAGACCUUCUUAAUGAGGCGAUAAAAUUGAGAGGAAAGGAUUGA
Acaulospora morrowiae is the source of this 591-nucleotide messenger RNA. Lineage: Eukaryota; Fungi; Glomeromycota; Glomeromycetes; Diversisporales; Acaulosporaceae. The record is from the annotation of a GenBank genome assembly.